AUGGCUGGGAAAUUUGAUGAAUUGGGUUUGAGUUUGAGCUUGAGAUGCCCAGAUAACAAGAUUCCGGAUCCACCCACACCCAAUUUCCCCUUGAAUCUCAUGAGGUCUGCUUUGCCUUUUAUGCAUCAUCAUUACGGGAACGAUACACUAAAAUCACCGGCUGAUUACAUUGCUGAGCCAAGAUCUUUUCUUCGAGGAAUCGAUGUAAACCGGCCUGUGACUGUAAUAGACUGUGAGGAAGAAGUGAUGGCGUCAUCACCAAACAGUACACUGUCAAGUUUGAGUGGAAAGAGGAAUGAGAGAGAGGAGAACGAUGGCGAGAGAGCAACCAGCUCUCUCGAGGAGGAGGAUGGCGGCGAUGCGGCGAGGAAGAAACUGCGGCUGUCAAAGGAACAGGCGGCCGUACUUGAGGAGACUUUCAAGGAACAUAAUACUCUCAGCCCGAAGCAAAAGUUGGCUUUGGCGAAAGAGCUGAAUCUGAGGCCUAGGCAGGUGGAGGUGUGGUUUCAGAACAGGAGGGCAAGGACAAAAUUAAAGCAAACCGAGGUCGAUUGUGACUACUUAAGGCGACGAUGUGAAAAUCUAACGGAGGAAAAUAGGCGGUUGCACAAGGAAGUGAACGAGCUUAGAGCAUUGAAGCUCUCCCCACACUUCUACAUGAACACGAACCCUCCGACCACCCUUACCAUGUGUCCUCAGUGUGAGCGGGUGGCUGUCGCGUCUUCGUCAUCCUCUGCUACUGGUGCUGGAGUAACUCGCCAACCCAAUCCAGCUAUUGAAAUAUCAGUAUCAAAACAAGGACAAAAUAGUAAUAGAUUCUCUCCAGGUUUUGCCAUCUAA
This is a messenger RNA of Fraxinus pennsylvanica, 840 nucleotides long. Lineage: Eukaryota; Viridiplantae; Streptophyta; Magnoliopsida; Lamiales; Oleaceae. The record is from the annotation of a GenBank genome assembly.